CAGUUGAAUAGCGAAGGCCAUUGUGCACCACUCUACUCCGUACAAUAGCCAGAGUUAUUGUUGGGAAUAGUGAGAGGAUGAUGUGCUGCAUAAGCAAACCGCAUACGCCUGAUGUGGUUUGUUUGCUCCAAUUGUUCUUUCAAACCACCAUGUUGAAUGCUUUGCCGCAGAAACCCCUCUCUGUCGCUUGGCUGUCAACAAAAUAGAUAGGUAGUUGAUUGACCUGAUACUGUACUUAAGACUUCAUAUCAGAGCCGAUCCGCUUCCUCCCCCACUUGCGCAAACAGCUCCAAAGCUCCUGAAACAUGGCGUCCCUCAUUGAUACAGCCAUCACGACCAGCCAUGAAGUUCCAACAGAUCGUCCGGAGAAGUUGGUCUUGCAGCGGCUUGGCACAGUCGAGACGAAGAGAACCGAGAAAUCCGGAGCCCAACCACCCAAGAAAUAUAGACACACCUUUGCAGUGCAUUCUACCACCAGAGCUUCAUGCCUCAGCCAGGACUCGGUAGCGCCUACCAGUUUUACUGGAUUCAGGAAUUUGGGUGCCCUGGUAAUCAUCGUUUCUAAUCUGCGCUUGAUGAUUGAGAACUUCAAAAAGUAUGGUGUCUUGAUCUGUGUUCGCUGCCAUGAUUACCGCCGCCAGGAUGUCGUCUAUGGUAGUAUUCUCUAUUUCCUUGUUCCUUGUCACCUAUUCGUUGCCUAUAUCAUCGAACUUGUUGCUGCCCAGCAAGCCAAGGGUGCCCUAGCUAGAGCAAAAAAGACGGGUGUCGAUGCCGCGGCCAACUCGAGCCAGCGAAGGCAGGAGCUACGAGCCUUCCGCACCGCGUGGCACCUGAUCGCUUUAGCCCAUGGUGUCAACGCAACUCUGAACCUGGCCCUUGCGACCUACGUCGUCUACUACCAUAUCCAUCACCCUGGCAUUGGUACAUUGUGCGAACUACACGCCGUCAUCGUCUGGCUCAAAACAUGCUCGUACGCGUUCACCAAUCGCGAUUUGCGCCACGCCUUGCUAUAUCCUUACGCCAGUGAAGUUCCAGAGCUCUACAGCUCGUGCCCAUACCCUCAAAAUAUCACGCUCCACAACCUAACCUACUUCUGGUGGGCUCCAACGUUGAUCUAUCAGCCUGUCUAUCCCAGAUCAGAAAAGAUCCGAUGGCCUUUUGUCUUCAAGCGUUGUGUCGAAGUUAUCGGCCUCAGCAUUGUCAUCUGGAUCGCGAGCGCUCAGUAUGCAGCUCCAUUGUUGCGAAACUCUUUGGGAACAAUUUCUUCGCUUGAUCUGCCCUCUUUUGCGGAGCGUCUCAUGAAACUCUCGACUAUCUCCCUCUUUUGCUGGCUUGCCGGAUUCUACGCUCUCUUUCAAUCAUUCCUGAAUGCUCUCGCAGAGGUCAUGCGUUUCGGUGAUAGAGAGUUCUACGGAGACUGGUGGAACAGUAGUGGAGUUAGAGGCUACUGGUCCAGCUGGAACAAGCCAGUCUUUCAAUUCAUGAAGCGACACAUCUACUCACCUAUGAUUGGAAGAGGAGUGCCGCCACUCGUCGCUCAGAUCAUGACCUUUCUCUUUUCCGGUGUGCUGCAUGAGUUGCUGGUCGGCGUUCCAACUCAUAACAUUCUCGGUGUCGCCUUCGCUGGUAUGAUGGUCCAGUUACCUUUGAUCUUCUUGACAGACCCAUUGGCCAGAAUGAAGGGAGGCAAUGGAAAGCUUUUGGGCAAUCUUAUCUUUUGGGUUUCGUUCUGCCUUGUUGGUCAACCACUCGCUGCACUUAUGUACUUUUUUGCCUGGCAGGCCAAGUAUGGUAGUGCCAGCAAGCCUCAGCUUUGGCACAGUACUGCGUAGAGUCAACCACUCAGCUCAUAUGACAUCCUUUCAUAGUUACCACCUCUGCUAUCGUUCCUUCCUCAUUCGGAGGCCUCUGCCGUGUAAUCAGCCAUCUCCAUCCAGAAAGCAAAGAGCAACCCCCCGACUGAGAGCGUGUUGGAAGCCAUCAAUUCCUCAACUUAAUCAGGAAGGAGCCUUGAACCAGUUGCUAUAAGUACGACCUUCUUCCACCCUCAACCUCUUCUUCUACCUACCACUCCUCCCCAGUCCUUCCCCUU
Messenger RNA from Aureobasidium pullulans EXF-150, 2092 nucleotides. RefSeq names its product sterol O-acyltransferase 2. The record is from RefSeq and is a predicted model, not a curated record. The transcript has 5 exons. Gene Ontology annotation, molecular function: diacylglycerol O-acyltransferase activity. Gene Ontology annotation, cellular component: endoplasmic reticulum membrane. NCBI's taxonomy places the organism in Eukaryota, Fungi, Ascomycota, Dothideomycetes, Dothideales, Saccotheciaceae. Bases 306 to 1832 code for a protein of 508 amino acids. Gene Ontology annotation, biological process: triglyceride biosynthetic process.